CACCACUAACACCACCACUCCUCUUCCUCCUCCUCCUCCUUCUUCUUCUCCUCUUGAGACAGAAAACCCUAUCCAGUCGUGACAUAUUCCAGCCUGUCGCCGUAUAUGCAGCGCGGACAGCAAGCACAAGGAGCCAAAAAGCUGAAAGGGACGCUUUCUGCCCACAAACCCUCCCGUGAAACCGAGCAUCCCCGACCCGGAGCGAGAGGCGCACCAGGCGGGGGCGAGAAGCUGCAGGAACCGGUACAUCCUCCCGGAGCUCCGGACCACACCGACCCGAACAGGACUGGAUAUUUACCCUCUCGUUCCAGGACCAGAAGAAAGCUCGCUGGACUAGCCGAGCAGAGCAUCAUCUUCUCCGGUGUAGGACUGGCUCUCGGGUCGCAUGGAGAAGAGGUAUGAAGAGCUGGUGCACUACUCAGGGUCGGAGGGCAUGUCGUUGGGGGGGUACGCGGACGAUGUCAGGACGCUUCCUCCCCCUCACUACGGCCCCCCCAUCAUCCCAGACUCCCUCAAACACCACAAAGACCAGAUCUAUGGUCACCCACUGUUUCCACUGCUGGCCUUAGUGUUUGAAAAGUGUGAGCUCGCCACCUGCUCCCCUCGAGACUCCGCCUCCCUCUCGGCCACCUCCCACCUCCCCGGCAUGCCCAAUCACGGCAUGCCCAAUCACGGCAUGACCAAUCACAGCAUGACCAAUCACAGCGACGUCUGCUCCUCCGACUCCUUCAACGAUGACAUCGCCGCGUUUGCAAAGCAGAUCCGAUCCGAGAAGCCCAUAUUUUCUUCCAAUCCUGAGCUGGACAACUUGAUGAUCCAGGCCAUUCAAGUUCUGCGCUUUCAUUUACUGGAGUUAGAGAAGGUCCACGACCUGUGUGACAACUUCUGCCAUCGAUACAUCACCUGCCUGAAGGGCAAGAUGCCCACAGACCUCAUCAUGGACGACAAGGACGGCGGCUCCAAGUCCGACGUGGAGGAUUUCACCGGGUCCUGCACCAGCCUGUCGGAGCAGAAUGCAUCGUGGUUACGGGAGCCAGAUGAGUGCGCCACCACUCCUCUGGGAACACCGGGCACCUGUGGCCUGCCUUCACACAGCACAGCAGACAACUGUAGCGACAUAGGCGACGGUCUGGACGGAGACGGCUCCCCGAGCACCGGAGACGACGACGACUCGGACCGAGACCGGAGGAACAACAAGAAGAGAGGCAUCUUCCCCAAAGUGGCCACCAACAUCAUGAGAGCCUGGCUCUUCCAACACCUGCAGCACCCGUACCCGUCCGAGGAGCAGAAGAAGCAGCUGGCUCUGGACACGGGUCUGACCAUCUUACAGGUCAACAACUGGUUCAUCAACGCCAGGAGGAGAAUAGUGCAGCCGAUGAUCGACCAGUCAAAUCGCUCAGGUCAGGGGGGUCCUUACAGCCCAGAGGGAGCGGCUCUCGGGGGAUACGGACUGGACGGACAGGUUCACCUCGGGCUCAGAACAGCAGGUCUCCAGGGGAUGUCCUCUCUGCAGGGUGAUUACUCUCUACUGUCCCAGCCAGGCUACCCUCACCACCCGGGCUCCUCCCUCCACCCGUACCCGGGACCCCACCCUGCCAUGCUACUGCACCCCCCCCCACACACACACCCCGCAGAGCCGCUGCUCGCCCAGGGACUGGACAUACAUGCACACUAGUCGUGGGGCGAGUUAGAGAGAGAGAGUGUGUGUAAGGGCAAAUGACAGUAUGAAUGAGUGAGUGUGUGUGUGGUGAGAUAUAUGUAUGUAGGACGCUGAACUGAACACUAUUUAAAGAAGACAAAAAAAAGACGACACAUUGAUACGAAAGUUUACAUUCCCCACUGAAAGACACUGACCUCAAUGUAGCUUGCUAACACACACACACACACACACACACACACACACACACACACACACACACACACACACACACACACACACACACACACACACACACACACACACACACACACACACACACACACACACACACACACACACACACACACACACACACACACAGUCUGGACCCACAGGUUUAAGCCAUACCUCUUUUGAGUAGAAGUGCUUCCUCCCCUCGUCUCCACUAUGUCCUGUGGGUGAGACACAUGCUUUAAAACUACACUUCCCAUCAUGCCUGCUGAUCCACAGGAAGACCGAUGAAUAUUUUGCAACAUGGACGAUCCUGUGAGCACGCCUUCUCCACGACUCCCCGUCUUCCCGCACACUGUCAACGACAAACACACACACCUUCACACACACCUUUACUUUAAGCUGUUUUUUCUGAUUCUAUUUUUAUAUUUAUGCGUGCUCGUUGAAAUAUUAGUGCUCUUCCUUCCUUUAGCAUGACGCUAAACACUAUGAAUGACUUCCAGUCUGCCUCGCUCGCGUACCACUGACCUCCUUAAGACGCCAACAGGUAUAUUAUCACCAUAAUACCUUAGGGUCUUUCCUACACACACAAAAGCCAUUUCCACACACACACACACACAUACACACACACACACACACACACACACACACACACAAUCUUCUAUGAGCAUUUCUAGUAAAUUUGUUCUGUGUCACAGCGGUGUGUGUGAGGGGAGCUGCAGCCAAAGGACUCUUUAAACAUUCGGCUCCCUUUCGGCUCCACGCUGAAACAUUUCUGAAUGAUUAUGGGAAAUACCGUUAAAGUAUUAAAAUGUUUUUUUUGUAAGACUU
Molecule: messenger RNA, 2701 nt
Organism: Gymnodraco acuticeps
Lineage: Eukaryota; Metazoa; Chordata; Actinopteri; Perciformes; Bathydraconidae
Gene: meis3
Product: myeloid ecotropic viral integration site 3
Biological process (GO): positive regulation of transcription by RNA polymerase II; embryonic pattern specification; positive regulation of cell population proliferation
Molecular function (GO): RNA polymerase II cis-regulatory region sequence-specific DNA binding; DNA-binding transcription activator activity, RNA polymerase II-specific
Source: RefSeq, a predicted model, not a curated record